UUCCUGCCCGCCUGGUCAGCUGAUUCAGGCGGUGGAAAGAGACAGAGGAUGAGCAUCGCUAGCAUCCACAAUGAUUACGAUGUCUCAUGGUUUAGGACAGCCGGUAAAAUGAAUCACACCUAUCUGUAAGACCGAUUAAGCAGUGGAAUCUCUGGUCUGAUAGCAGAGUCUCUCUGUGGAGGAAGGUUUUUCAGCGGAUCUUCGAUCAAACAGCAGAUCUGUCCGCUGCUUCUCCUCCCCUCUGCUCUCUUGGCUUGGGAAAGGCUGUUUUUUUCCUCCAAACGCAACGCCAGAAACGGACGUUGAGAAAGUAUCAGACUUAACCGGAAUCAAUGAGGGAGCCAGAACAGGAGGAGCAACCUGAAGACAACAUGCCCCCAAAGUUUAAGCGACACCUCAAUGACGAUGAGGUCACUGGAUCCAUCCGCAGCGAGAGGAGGAACCUGCUGGAGGAGGACUCUGAUGAGGAGGAAGACUUUUUCCUGAGAGGUCCCACAGGCCCCCGAUUUGGACCUCAGAAUGACAGAGUGAAGCAUGUACAGUCCCAGGUGGACGAGGUGAUCGACGUGAUGCAGGAGAACAUCUCCAAGGUGAUAGAGAGGGGUGAACGUCUGGAAGACCUGCAGGACAAGUCCGAGAGCUUGUCGGACCACGCGUCGGCGUUCAGCAGCCGGGCCAAGCAGCUGCACAGGAGGAUGUGGUGGAGAGACAUGAAGAUGAAGAUGAUUAUUGCGCUGGUAGUCGUUGCUCUGCUGCUGAUCAUUAUCGUCCCAAUAAUCCUUCGAUAUCGUUAGCGACUGAUGAAUUCCAUCUGCAUCCUCCCAUCUGGCACCCAGUCCCAGCGGGCCCCGGGACGCCGUCCACACUGUCUUCAGAGUUCCUUCACCCUCAGGCCUUCUUUUAGCCGUUAGUUCAGAUCUUUCAUCAUAUCUAGAUGUGAGAUCAGUUCUAAGGCUCGGUUUGAUCCCUGCUUGAUGAAGCUAAGAGAAAACAGAAGCAUUGACUUUUUGGCUUGGGUUUAAUAUCUUUAACGUCUCAGAUCAAACCUUCAACACCGGGAAGAUCCAACAGUCUGUCUUAUUGAUCUCCUGUAAAUCUGCUGCAGCAGCUUCAUAUAGAGGCUGUAACCUCCAGCAGAUGAGCCUCUGGUGUUUUCUCAUGACUCCCCACAUCUGAAUCUCCAUCAUCAACAGGAGCAAUGGUUUAGAGGGAACACCUUUCUAGUAAAAGCACAUUUUUUACAUUCUCUCCCGUUUGAGAAAACAUCAGAGCCUCAUCUGUGUUUUUUUUUUCUUUUUGUAUCAUAAGACUUCUUUUUAAAUAAAAAAUAGAUCAGUCCUCUAAAGGGAAGAUUCCUUUAGAGGAAGAGGACAGACUUUUUACUUUCCCAUGCGAUGAUCUGGUUGUAGAGAAAGAACCAUGUGAAACCAAACCAGCCGGAUUCUGAAUGUCUGCUUAAACUUCUUACUUCCUGCAGGAACCUGCUCUUCUCUGGGCUGCUUUGGUCGCCUGUUCAUUUAUUUUUAAACUCCCGGCUCUGUAAAUGGUUCUUUUAUGUUUUUUUUUUAUUGUCGUUUUCUUUUCUCUAAACUGGAGUUAUUAUUAUUGCUUUCUCUGUAUGAACGCUGGUAUUUGCUACUGAGGGAACAGUUGAUCUCUGUACUGUAACGACUGGAAAGGAAGGUCCUAUGUAACAUGAAUGCAAACCAUAAGUGUAGUUGUGACUGGUUACGGUCUCCAUGGUAACUUUGAUUGUGUAAUUUAUUUCAGCUGUACAUACUGACUGUAAGGAUAAUGUACAGUACUGUGUGGCAUUGCAUUGGAAGACAGUGACUCUUUUUGCUCUGAAGUAAAGUCGUAUUAAAGGGC
Cyprinodon tularosa is the source of this 1869-nucleotide messenger RNA. RefSeq names its product vesicle-associated membrane protein 4 (gene vamp4). Gene Ontology annotation, cellular component: membrane. Bases 333 to 794 code for a protein of 153 amino acids. The transcript has 9 exons. Lineage: Eukaryota; Metazoa; Chordata; Actinopteri; Cyprinodontiformes; Cyprinodontidae. Gene Ontology annotation, biological process: Golgi ribbon formation; vesicle-mediated transport. The record is from RefSeq and is a predicted model, not a curated record.